Messenger RNA from Serinus canaria (Common canary), 1510 nucleotides. RefSeq names its product joining chain of multimeric IgA and IgM (gene JCHAIN). Gene Ontology annotation, biological process: humoral immune response. The record is from RefSeq and is a predicted model, not a curated record. Bases 66 to 587 code for a protein of 173 amino acids. Lineage: Eukaryota; Metazoa; Chordata; Aves; Passeriformes; Fringillidae. Gene Ontology annotation, molecular function: immunoglobulin receptor binding. Gene Ontology annotation, cellular component: pentameric IgM immunoglobulin complex. The transcript is spliced from 4 exons.
UUCCAGUGCUGGCCAGGCUGUUUAUUUUAGGAAACCCAUUUGCACACGCCCUUAUAGGCAGAGUCAUGCUCUCACUGACAUUCUUCAAAAGAAGGGAAGGCAAGAUGAAGAGCACUUGGUUGCUGUGUGUUGCCUUGGCCAUCUCCUUGGGGAUUAUCCUUGUGGCAGGUUAUCCAGUGGCUCCCAGCGAUGAGGAGUACGUGCUGGUCAAUAAUAAGUGUCAGUGCGUAACAGUGACCUCAAAGUUUGUCCCCUCCAAAGAAGAUCCUCAGGAAGAAGUCCUGGAGAGAAACAUCCGCAUCAUAGUUCCCCUGAAGGCUCGGGAGAACAUCUCUGACCCCUUGUCCCCACUCAGGACCACUUUUGUCUACCGCUUGAGUGAACUCUGCAAAAAUUGUGAGCCCAUAGAAAUUGACCUGGGUGGGGCCAUCCACCAGGCCCAGCAGGGCAACUCCUGUGAGGAAGCUCAGACGUGCUACACCUACGACAGGAACCAGUGCUACAGCUCCCCUGUGCCCCUGCUGUACCAUGGGGAGGUGAUGCAGGUGCCAGCAGCUCUGACCCCUGACUCCUGCUUCUCCCAGUAGCUCGGCCUUCUGCUUGCCAGAGCCUCCAAGCACCCCUGUUCCUAUCCCAAAUGUAUGUAGAGCACCACAGCACCUGGAUGGCAGCAGCCCAAAUGCUGGCCCCUGCAGUAACCCAAUUUGUCUCUUCCCAUUUCCAACCUCAGCCUCGUGCCAUCUCCCAAGAGCAGCUCCUGGCUGUCAGCCUCCCUUCAUGUGUCCCUGGCACAUAGCUGCAAUGCCAAGCUGUGUCUCAGCCACACAGACCAGAUCCCCAGCAGACAGAAGGCAUUCCCCUGCAGUCAAGGGAACUACACUCAUUUACAGCUCUGGGCAAGCUGUCCUUUUCAGUCUCCUGCAUGCCUUCCCCAGACAUCAGCACGAGUGUCUGUGUCCUUCCCUCCUGAGCAAUCUAAAGUGACCUCUGCACAACCUUCACACAAGGCCUUUGAUGACAUUAGCAGCAUUUAGGCCCUCAGAAAAGAGUUGUAAAAGCACAGCUGAGACAAAAGAUUCGGGAUCCUUCUAGCACCUGGACAUCUGCAAGCUUCCAGUUCUCCCAGAUUCAGAGAAGAUCAAAAGAUGCAGCUACCCUCAAGUGUUUUGCAAAGCUGCCAAGCCCUCAACUGUGCCAGGAAUCCUCAACUCUUCUGGGAGAUGUUGGGCAUUUCACUUUCCCCACUGCUUUACUGAUACUGCUGCCUUCUUCCACCCCUGCUCCUGGUUCAAGUGGUGAAAAGAAAAAAAAAAUCAAGUGGGCUCAAAUUUCUUUACUUGCUCCUUAUCUUGCAUUUAAAACCUCAAAAAAUUCUAUGAGCACAACAUAAAUUGCUAGAGCAGGACCCUAGUUCAAGGUUUAGAAUUGGAGUGAUGAAACAGCAAAACCUUAUCCCCAGAACUGUAGCUUUGUUAAGUCAAACAUUCAAUAAAUUUUUUUCUGCAAUCAA